GCCACGGCCAAAGCAGAGCAGGAGCAGGCCGCGCGGAACGAGGGAAGCAGCAGGCCGCUAGACUAGGGAGCGGUCGCCGGCCUCGGCGGCGGAGGGAUGGGGCGUGGGGGUGCGGUGAUGGAGGACGGCGACAGGGAGGAGGGAAGCUAUCCGACGCUGCUGCAGCGGUGGUCCUCGUCGGUGUGGGCCGUCAGCGGCAGCGGGCGCCUGCUGUGGGCGGGCAACGAGGCGUGGCGGGCGCACGUCGGGAUGGCCCUCGUCCAGGUCGCCUACGGCGGCUACCACGUCCUCACCAAGUCCGUCCUCAACGUCGGCAUGAACCAGAUCGUCUUCUGCGUCUACCGCGACCUCGUCGCGCUCGCGCUCCUCGCGCCCAUCGCCUUCUUUCGCGAGAGAAACGUGCGGCGCCCGGUGACUCCUCGCCUCCUCGCGUCCUUCGCUCUCCUCGGAUUCACUGGGAUCUUCGGGAACCAGCUCCUCUUCCUCCUGGGCCUCGGCUUCACCAACGCCUCCUACGCCGCGGCGUUCCAGCCGGCCAUACCGGUGUUCACGUUCCUCCUGGCCGCAAUCGUCGGCGUCGAGGUGAUCAACAUCUUCACGAAACACGGGGUCGUCAAAGUCCUCGGCACAGCCGUGUGCGUCUCUGGCGCCGUCCUGAUGGUCUUCUACCGAGGCCCAUCUCUGAUCGGGACCGGAGGCGCGGCCGAUGCAACUGCCCUGUCAGUGGUUAUUGACCACAGCCAUGCCUAUAACUAUGCUCCUCAGUGGCUGGCCGCGGCCAUGCUCCGGAACGGCGUGGAGGCAUGGCAUCUCGGCGUCGUCUGCCUCAUCGGAAACUGCUUCCUGAUGGGCGCUUACCUCGUCAUCCAGGCCCCGGUGCUGAUCAAAUACCCCGCGAGCUUAUCCCUGACCGCCUACUCCUACUCCUUCGCAACCUUGUUCAUGGUGGUCACCGGCGCGUUCGCCACCAGUGGGCUCCACGAGUGGGCGCUGACAGCGACCGAGAUCUUAGCCAUCUUGUACGCUGGAGUCGUUGCGUCCUGCCUGAACUACGCGAUCAUGACCUGGGCGAACAAGAUCCUCGGGCCGUCUCUGGUCGCCCUCUACAACCCACUCCAACCGGCAUGCUCUACCUUGCUCUCGACCAUGUUUCUUGGAACUCCAAUUUACGUUGGAAGUGUGAUUGGGGGACUCUUCAUCAUCGCUGGCCUUUACCUGGUCACUUGGGCUCGCUACAAAGAGGCUCAGAGCGCUCUGGUAGCCGGUUAUCUGCGACCUCUUCUUCUGCCGACCACCAAGGCAGAAGGAAGCUCCUUCAGGGGGCUCCAUUGAUCCUUUUACACCCCAGGCAGAGAGGCAGAUGGAUUUUUGCCUCAAGUGUUUCUCUAGGCCAGCGGCGUCAGCAGAUUUAGUUUUCAUGUCUUUGUUGUAUACCAAUCUUGCAUAUAUUUGGUUUGUACUUUGCACGGCAGUUUACACGGUAGAGAUGGCCAGUACUAGUACCAUUUUUUCAAGCAUUCAAGCAAGGUUCCAUUGUCAGGGAAGAACGGCAGGGCACUGAAGAAAAUAUCGUAUCCUGAACAUUGUAUUCUGGUGUCCCAAUCGGCAUUUUUGAAGAUGCCCUUUUGGUUGUCCUUUCGACUUCAACACUUGUGUCUGUAAGGCUAGCUGCAGCUGGGUUUAACGUCACCAACGAAAGAAUAUGAAUAUCAUUUUCAUGCCUAAGAAGUGAAGCUGCAGUGCGCUAGAGCUAUCGUGCUCGUGGCAAGAUGAACUAUUCUUCUGUGAUGAUGGAACCUAACCCGUUCCCUGUAUUCAAGGGAGAGUCAAAAUAAUACUCCAAAGUUCACGUACUCGUGUAUCAGAUUUUGGAACAAUUGGACAAAGUAGUCUCGUAUUGUGCCCUUUUUGUUC
Molecule: messenger RNA, 1914 nt
Organism: Zea mays
Lineage: Eukaryota; Viridiplantae; Streptophyta; Magnoliopsida; Poales; Poaceae
Exons: 8
Coding region: 97-1332 (411 amino acids)
Cellular component (GO): membrane
Molecular function (GO): transmembrane transporter activity
Source: RefSeq, marked validated